GGGGAUGACUGCAUUUUCUCGGGCUGAUGGAAGAGAGCGAGCAGGACAUGUUUGCACGCCGUUAAAACGUUAACCCCUAAGUGCCUCGGUGGUGUAUGGCCCAGACAUUCAUUGAGGAUUAGGACAGAGGAGAACACUGCAGUCAGGUUUCUGUUGGUGUAGCCAUCAAACAUGAAGGAGAAUUUGUUUAAGAAGAACCCUGAGGCCAUGGUGGCCCCCGGGCCCACUGAUGCCAGUGCCCUGACGAUGGCCCCUGCUGUAUCUACACCGGCAGACAACUCCACUGAGCAUCAGGGCCCAGUCAGCAAGAAUGACGUCUUUGGUGACAUCAAGAACAAGUUCCUCAAUGAGAUGGACAAGCUACCACUGCCUCCCUGGGCCAUCAUUGCCAUCGCUAUCGUAGCUGUGGUCCUCAUACUCACUUGCUGUUUUUGCAUUGUUAAAAAGACCUGCCUUAAGAAGAAAAAAGGCAAGAAGGGAAAGAAAGGGAAGGAAGACAUGGGAAUGAAGAGCAUGAAGGGAGGAGAGAAACAGGAAGAGGAUGAUGAUGAAGAAGAUAUAGACAUGGGAAUAACUGAAGAGAAAGAGGAGGAACCCAAAGAAAAGGAGAAGCUUGGAAAACUACAAUUCUCCUUGGAUUACGACUUCUCUGACAACAAGCUGACAGUGGGCAUCCUGCAAGCUGCAGAUCUUCUCUCCAUGGACAGUGGUGGCACCUCUGACCCGUACGUCAAAGUUUUCAUUCUCCCAGAUAAGAAGAAGAAGUUUGACACCAAGGUGCAUAAGAAAACCCUAAACCCUGUCUUCAAUGAGACUUUCCACUUUAAGAUUCCAUUCACUGAAAUGGGAGGAAAGACCCUGGUCAUGUCUGUGUACGACUUCGACCGUUUCUCGAAGCACGAUGUGAUAGGUGAGGUGAAGAUUCCCAUGAACACCCUGGAUCUGGCACAGCCCAUUGAGCAGUGGAGAGACCUGGACAGUGCAGAGAAAGAAGAGCCUGAAAAGCUUGGUGACAUCUGCAUCUCCCUGCGCUACGUACCUACAGCUGGAAAACUCACCAUAUGUAUCCUGGAGGCUAAGAACCUGAAAAAGAUGGAUGUUGGAGGACUCUCAGAUCCUUAUGUGAAGAUUCAUCUUCUACAAAAUGGAAAGAGACUGAAAAAGAAGAAGACAACAGUGAAGAAGAACACACUGAACCCGUACUACAACGAGUCCUUCAGUUUCGAGAUUCCACAGGACCAAAUGCAGAAAAUCCAAGCUGUGAUCACAGUGCUGGACUACGACAAGAUUGGCAAGAACGAUGCCAUCGGCAAGAUCUGGGUGGGCAGCAAAGCGCAGGGCACUGAGCUGAGGCACUGGUCCGACAUGCUGGCAAAUCCACGGCGGCCCAUCGCUCAGUGGCAUCCACUCAAACCUGAGGAGGAGGUGGAUGCUUCGCUAGCAGCCCUCAAUGCCAAGAAGUAAUCCUGCCACUUCCCUUCUACUUCCUCCCCCACUUCCCUACCUUCCUUCCUUUCUUUCUUUCUUUCUUUCUUCCACUUUUCAACAUGCACAGCAUCUUCAACAACCAAUCAGCACUGAAUUACAGCCAUGGGCCACCAGACUAGACACUAGAGGUUUCAAAAGUAGACGACUGGGUCUCAUCGACUGCACAACCCAACACAAAAUGAGAUCAGGUUCGUCAAGACCAGCCGAUCUCAUAGGUCAGUAUGUCCUUUCAAGAGUAUUCUUUGGCACAGCUUGGAGUUAUGGACAUUUUCACCCAAAAGUCCAAGAGAUCCACAGCAUUCCAAAAUUUUGCAUCGGGGACCAGGGAUAGAAACACACUGCCUCUUCCACUGCCUAAUUUUAACACAUUCCUUCUAGAUUCUCUGGUCAUCUAGAUCAAAUCCUGUUCUGUUACUUUUGUUGAGUCUGAAAGGACAAUUAAAAAUGGCUUAUAAAUAUGAAAAUGAAAAAAAUAAUAAAAUAAAAAUAAUAAUAAUAAAGGGGAAUGGACAGAUAGUUGGACUAGAUGCUCCUGACCCAACAAGAAGGAAUUUUUCAGGUGUCAUCGAUUACACUGCCUGCAAACAACCUCUUCUUCCAUUCUUCUUCCACUGCCCAACGUCCUAACCCUGACAAAAAGGAGACAAGCCUUCAAACAUCACAAAAUAAGCAAUUCUUAGCUGCCAGGGACAUCUCCCUGUUAGCAUUUGUGUAUUUGUUUCUUCACUUUGAUUUGUUGUAUUAAAUGUAUUCUGCCUGAGCACUUUAAAUGAAAGUGUGUUUCUGUUCUAGUUGAUAACUUUGUUUUUAUCAGUAUUUUUACCUGCAUUUGGGAGUUUGUUGCUUUGAUUCAUGUUUUUGAUGUUCUGGACCCGCUCAUUAAGAAUUUAUUCCAGAAUUAGUUUGUAUGGUUUAUUAAUUUUGAUUUAACCUGAAGUUCUUACAAGGAGUGAGAGUUUGGCAGAGGGCAUUGUUGUGUACUUAUGUGUAUUUAUUUACUGCACAUUUUACCAAACUGCUGAAAUUAUUUGCACUACUGACACUACAUGUAUGUUGCUUUAUCGACUGCAAUCUGUACUUUAGUGAUGGUGCAUUCUUGAUGCGAGUUUUCAAAUUUGCAUUUGUUAAAAAAACAAGGAACUUCUAUAAUCUGAAUGUUGCUUUAGUGCUUACAGUGGGUGAUUCAUCGUUUUGACAAUGCAAAUCUCAGAAUAUGAUUUCACUGACGAACUAAGAUUAAAUGAUAUAGAUUCAUUUUCUGGCGUUUGAUCCUCGUAUUGCCUGGAGAACCUCUUUGGCAAUGAUGAUAUCUUCUUAAGUUGUUAACUAGUUGGGAAAUUUAGCAAAUUGCAAGCCUGAAACUGAUCUAAAUUUAUUUUUAGUGCAUAAUUUAGUGCGUAUCAGUGGCAUAGCCAGAAAUAAGACUUCGGGUGUGCAAAGAGAAAACUGGGUGUGCAAGAACUAAAGCACAAUUAAGUGAAAUAUAAUAAAAUGAACAUUAACAACCAUUCCAUCAAUUUUUAUAAUUUUUUUUUUGGUUAUAAUUUUUUAAAGCUCUGUGUAGUUAAAAUGACUGGAAAAAAAUCAGUGGCGUAAGUAGCUCUGUUAAUAUAUAAAAAUAUGAGGCUUCAUAAUUCAUCAAAAAUAAUAGUAAUAAUAAUUUGGAAUGAUUCAUUCUUAUUUUCCAAAAAAUACUAAAGAUACAAAUAUAAAUGAUGGUAAAAUGUGCACAGUACAGAAAAAAAAAAAAGAAGAGGAAGAUAAAAAUACACCAGGUUUUAGUUAAAUUAAUUGGUUAAAAAUUGUGGAUAAGAAAUAAAUCAGUUAUGCAUUGUGUUGAACAGAAGAAUGCACAACUGUAAGAAGAUUCAAAACCUUUUUUGGACAUUCUUUGUAUUUAUGGAGUAUAGGGAGGUUUGGUUCAUAAUAAUAAUAAUAAUAAUAAUAUAUAUAUAUAUAUAUAUAUAUAUAUAUAUAUAUAUAUAUAUAUAUAUAUAUAUACUGUUAUUAUGUAAAUUAUUAAGCCAAUAUAAAUAAAGGAUAAUACCAUGUCUGACAUGAUGCAAACAGUAAAGUGUAAAAAAAACAAAAAAACCCUGCCAUUUGAUUUAGGUGUGCAAGCUUACAAUUUGGGUGGCAGUUGCACACCUUGGCACACCCGUGGCUAUGCCACUGGUGCGUAUAGACUUUUAAAUCAGACAAAAUGCUACAUUUAGAGAGCCAAGAGUGAAUUUGAUUGUACUUACCAUGCAGUUACUCGAAUUCAAAGAAGCAGCUUUUCUGACAGGCCAUGUUCGGUUGCAAUAGCUCUGUUGAUUGUGAAAUUGCAAGUUCUUCCGUUCACAUUCAAAGUGCAGUUUGAUAUUUUUAUGUCUCUUUGCAAGCCUAAUGAAUGUGUGGUUAUUUAUCAUUUAUUUAUCAUUUAUUACUUGUUUAUACAAUUUCAUGGUUUUCUAGUUAUAUUGAAACACACUUCAUUUAGGGAUCAAUGUCUAUGUUUACUCUGUUAUUGUAAGUUAUUUUUGAGGUUACUCUCUAACACAAAUGUCCCAUAUUACGAAAAGCGUACACAAAGAAAUCGCAAUCUUACAAUUAAUAACCCUCUCCCCAAAACCAUAGUGUAGUUUUACCUAUAUAUGCAUAGUUCCUACUUUAUGAUACUGCAUGUUACAAUAAAAAGAUGCGCAUGUUUCAAAGAUGAAGCAAAAAUAUGUUGUGUACCUAAGUAGGUGUUCUUUGUCAUUUUAAUAACAUAAAGGAGGGGGAUACGAUAUUGUGUAUAUUUUCUAAUGAAAUCAAAUAUGUAUUUAUUUUCCGUGAGUGGGUACUGGAGAGAAUAUGAACUAUACUACACAAAUUUUCAUUUUCAGAUUCAAUCCAUGCCUGAACAUCAUGAGCAAAUAUGUUAAGUGCUUUGUGUGGACUAAUAUAGAAUGAAAACGUAGCCGCAUGCUUGCCGUCUACUAAUGUUGUUAAAGCGGAUGUUUUUUAUUUUUUAUUAAUUUAUUAACAUAUGUAUUACUUGAUUUAUUCAAAAUGAUUAUUUAUCUUAAUUUUAUAAUAUUUGUAAGUAUCUUUGUUAAAAUAUGUUUCUGGGAAGUAAAAACUUCCGUAGGGGGCUCCAAGUCUGAAUAUUUUCCCCCAUCUUAUAAGAACAAUGAUGCAAAGUUUUGGAUCAUACAAAAUUAUUAUGAAGUAGAUAAAGUUUUCUUUUCUCAUUUAAGACUUUAUUAUCAUUUUUGUCUUUUUCACAAUCAGUGCCAAUAAGAGAAGUCACGUUUACUGCCAUUUUAUCUGACUUUAUGUCAUUCUUACGUGAUUUUUUCAGACCAACUGAUUUAUACCUUUGGCAACAAAGUUGCAUUAGCACAAUUGUAUUAAUCGUGUUAUAGAAAACUUGGAGUCCCCAUUGCUUUCUAAAAGCUUUUAUUUAUGGGAAUGUUACAUGAUAACAGCAUUUAACUAGCCAAUAAACAGUAAGUGUGUGUGUGAGAGAGAGAGUGUGGAUAAGAUAAAGCCAUAAGACUUGAGCUAAAUCUUUGGAGCUCAGCUAUAUUGAUGUACUUAAGAUGAUUCUAAAAAUGUCUCCUCCUUUCAUAGGCCUGUGUGUCUCCUCACGUUCCAUUUAGUCUGUGAAGCUUUGGGGCUGCACUGUUUCCUAAAAGUGUGCUGAUCUGAACAUUAUUGGCAGUUUAACUUGCAAUAGUCAGUCUCUAAAUAAUGCUUUUUCAAUGUUUUUUUAUUACACUUUUUUUAUUUUAUUUGUAUUAUGUAUUUCUUUAUUCAGUUUUGUAAAUGCCUUGAUUUAACACAAAGUGUGUUAGGGAAGUUUGUUUGUACACUGGUUGGUGUAGUUGUUGCUAUUCCACUAUGUAUGUACACACAUGCAUUUAUGGGCAAAGGACAAUUAAAAAGGGUGGUUUAAAAGGGUUGUGUAACCAUGGAAACAUUUAACGUACAAAGUUCCAGAUGUUUUAAGCCUUUUAAUGCAAAUAUUAUUAACAAUUUUAUAAUUAUUUUUUAAUUAUUAAUGUAAUAAUACAAUAAGAAGAAAUUUAACAAUAAAAAUAAAUAAUUGAUAUAGGAAAAUGUUACUUAAAAAUGUAGAUGCUUUCAAAUGGAUAUUUAUUUAUUUAUUUAUUUAUUUAUUUAUUUAUUUCAAAUGAAUGGAAAUUAAGUAAUCAAUAAAGUAGUGAUCAAGUAAUUUCAAUCAGAAUUACCAGAAAAUGUUUGGGGUUUGAGUGUGUGUAACUGUGUUCAAUAAUAAUGCAUAGGCCCUUUAAUAAAUAAUCAUUUGUUGUUAUUUAAUCAAGCACUGCCAUUCUGCCUAUAUGGCAGCAUGCACAAUGCACAAUACAUUCCUAUUUGUCAACCACAGAGUUGUUGCUUGCAAGCAAAGAUAUUUGAGAACAACACAAAAAAGGGUUGCAAUGAGUUGCAAAAGUUUCAAUUCAGUGUGCUCAGUCAGUUUGAGUGUUUUAUGUUGUACAACUGAAUGAAAGACUGCUCUGACACCCACAGCAGAGACAUUUUCGUGAUUUCUGUUGAUUUCUUUUUUGCUAUUUUGUUUGUUGGCUAGCAUCCAAAGGUAGCACUGUGCAAUAAGGUUGUAUACGUUAACUUUAGUUAACACAAUAGUUAACAUAAACUAACCAUGAACAAUAGCUGAAUUUUACAGCAUUUAAUAAUCUUGGUUAAUGUGAAUUUCUACAUUUACUACUAAAAUUUACAUUCAAACAUGUAAAACAACAUUUGAAGUUGUAUAUUAACAUUGGUUAAUGCAUUACUGUAUGAACAAACAUCAAAUAUGCACAAUAGUGCUUUUAUAAAUUAACAAUAACCAAUAUUAAUGAAUGCUGUAUACAAAUAAUUGUUCAUUGUAGUUCAUGAUACCAAAUGUAUUUACUAAUAUUAACAUGCAGAACCUUUUUAUAAAGUGUUACCGCAAAAGAGCUGAUGUCUUUAUGUCUGCUUUUGCAUAGUCACAUAUCUAAGCAAGUGCUUUGGGGGGGAAAUUAACAAAAGCUUGCCACUGGAUCUCAUUUUCUAUUCUUUCUUUUCUCUUGCACUUUUCACUCUGCUUUUAUGGAAUUGUAUUUAUUUAUUUAUUUUCUAUUUGUGGUGUUCUGUUCUUUUAGUCAGUGGAAGAUUGCAAGGGUUUGGCCCUCAGGCCUGUUUGUACCUUCCAGUGUUCUUGUGUGUGCGUGUGUGUGUGUGUUCAUGUCCGUAAUGUCGUGCCUAGUGUGGAUCAAUCGCAUGCUUUAGCCCUUGAUGGGACACUUUGACAAAACGUUGCUCUUUUCCCACGACUUCCUAGUGGACAGUAUAUAAGCAUCGGCAAUCCUUGUAAAGACAUAAAGGGAACCAAAUAGCUCUACAGAUUUAUCAUAUGUGUUACCAGCUCUGUUCUGAAACAAAUGGUAAAAAUAAAGGCCUUUUAAUUAUACUUA
Molecule: messenger RNA, 6938 nt
Organism: Myxocyprinus asiaticus (Chinese sucker)
Lineage: Eukaryota; Metazoa; Chordata; Actinopteri; Cypriniformes; Catostomidae
Product: synaptotagmin-2-like
Exons: 9
Coding region: 172-1464 (430 amino acids)
Biological process (GO): cellular response to calcium ion; calcium ion-regulated exocytosis of neurotransmitter; regulation of dopamine secretion
Cellular component (GO): synaptic vesicle membrane; axon; dense core granule
Molecular function (GO): calcium-dependent phospholipid binding; calcium ion binding; clathrin binding
Source: RefSeq, a predicted model, not a curated record